CGCGCGCGCAAUGGCGGAGGGGGGUGAAGCGGCGGCAGCAGCGACGGCGGAGGAGGAUGUGAUUCUGGAGGAUUACUUUAUGAUGGAUGAAGAACCUCUGGAUGACAAAACGGCUGAAGAAGAUGAAAUUGAUCUUUACAUUAACUUGUCAUUUACUUCAGCAGCUUACCUGGAAGAGAAUGAGGUAAAAACCCUGGUGACCGAUCCAGAGGAGGUUCCUACUGGUGAACUUGAGGCGUCAGUGGUGGCAGCUGCUGAGCAAGAGGAGAAAUCCAAAGCAGUGGAGGAGGAACAGUCUAAAGUGGCCGAGGUAGAGCCCAUGCUAGAAGAUGUUUCAGAUAAUGAAAGCCUUCAUGCAGAGCUGCAGCUUGCUUAUGAUGCUAUGGAGGAAGAAGAGGAGGAAGUGGCCAUGACUGAACAGGAGGAGGAUCAUACAAGUGAGGCUGUUGAAGAGCCAAAUGUCCUGGGAGACCCAGCAGUCAUGAGAGCUGUGCGUGGCCAGCCUACAUUGGAGAGAGAGGAUUCUGCUGUUCUGGACAGUAGAGUUGCUAACAGCCUUACAGAUUAUCCUACAGACUACUCGACAGCAUCAAAAUCUGGCAUGUGGAAAUCUACUUUGAGAAGAGUCCCGUCACUAUCUAUGAUGGAGGCAUUGGAGAGAGCUUCCAUGUCCCGAGUCGACCUAGAUUUCCUGACCUCGCCAGUGCGGACAAGCUAUCUAGAUUCCUUGGCUCUUGACCGUCCAGCUUUUCGUGGAAGAACCAUCAAGCCUUCUUCUCAGCGCUUCACACGUCAGCAGUCUACCAUGACACCUGGCUCUGUAAGAUCACCUUACCCAUUCACUCCACCCCGCAGGACACGCCGUAUGUUUGGCCUUAAUCAGACUUCGAGCUGUGCUUCUCCACCUCCUUUUAGAUCCAUGUUUUCAAAUGUCAAUAGCCCAACCUGGCCUUUGACUCAUGCGCUUGACUCUCCACCUUUCAGUCCAUCAACCAACAGCCAGCAGAAGUUCAGCUUGCCCAGUGCCAUGACACAGCUGCACCCUCUGCAUCAACGGAUCCUGAAGCAAAGACGGCCAGGGCAAGAAAGGAGAAUUCGCUGUAUGGUGCCCCUGCCUCUAGAGUUGGAUCCCUAUGCUGCGCUCAUGACGUUGGUGGAAAAAGACUGGGUGAUAAAGGUGCAAAUGUUGCAGCUGCAGAGCGAAAACCCCCACCAAGAUGACUAUUAUUACCAGGAGUAUUAUCGUAAGCUGGAGCAUAAACAAGCAGAGAAAGGGCUUCUUGGAGGGUCCAAGCCUGAAGUUCCCAAGCUAGUCACACCGUAUAUCCAGAAAGUGGAGACCUAUGAAUCUGUGGUGCGGAUUCCAGGCUCCUUGGGACAGGUGGCAGUAUCCACGUGCCACAGUCCCCGCAGGGCGAUUGAUGCUGUGCACCACAUCUCAGUGGAGCAGGUUGUAGGGAAUCAGCGACUACAAAUACUAUAUCAGAUUGAGAAGAUGUACCUAUGGCUACUUGAUAUGGAGGACACUCAGCGGAAGCUGGACCUAUCCUCAGAAGAGCAGCAUCCCCACUUCUGUGAGAAGCUUGCCCAGGAGGUGGAGUGCAUCUGUCACACUCUGCGAAUUGAAGAGCAUAACAGUGAAGACCGUCUAUGCUGCUUUGACACCGAGAUGUGCUUGGAUCAGUUGGUCUUUUCUUCCAGGGAAGCGAAAGACGAGUUCCUACAGAUCCUGCUGGUGGGGAAAGGGAAGAGGCUGGUGGCCCGUCUGUUGCCGCACCUGUCGCAGGACCAGGCCAAGCAGGUCCUCGUCACCAUUACACAGCACCUACCUCUUCUUAUUAAGAAGGACAUGCUGGAUGAGAUGCUGCCCGUUCUCUACAAUCCGCUGAGUGAUGUCAUCGAGCAGUUGACCUUUGGUGAGAUGGUUGACAUCCUACAAGAGCUAACCAGACUUCAACCAGAGUCAGUCAAGCAAUCACUGGCGAUGGUAUUCGGGAACAAGUUUGCCAUCUCGCUCCUAUACCUCCUGUUGAGCCACGGUGAGAGAUGUCUCUCUUCUGGCCUGCCCCUGAAGCCCCAUAAUGGAGGCUUUGAAAAAUGGGUGGAUACAGUACUCCUCGUUGCUCGGGAACUGUCUCAAGUGCCCAAGACUUCCAUGGUGGAGCCUCUUCACCUCCCCAGCAACCUGCUAUUUCUCUUCUGCCGCUAUGUGGACAAAGACACAGUGAACCACUUAGAUGUCAAGAUGGAGUGAUCCCUUCUGCCUUCACAAGCUACUGUAGCGCUUGAAAUCUGCUCUUUGCCUGCAGUGUGGAGUUCCGGAGGUGAAGUUGGUCUCCAUCAUGAAAGCUGGAUGCAGCCUAGAGUAUUGUGGCUGUUUCAAACUAGGAUACUACACAAAUUCUGUUCAGUUUUUUGUUAGUUUUGGGUUAUUUGGGUUUUUAAGUACUUCGUUCUAAUUGUAACGAUCUAGUGCUGGCACUAGAGCCCACACCAAAUAGACUUACUCAGCCUGAAUGAGUGGACAUAGGCUGGCCUGUACAGUGAACACUAGAAGCAUGUGAUGUCAGGAGAACUUUUUUUGGUAAGAUUUUGUGUACAGCACUUGAAUAAAACAAAAGCAACUAAAA
Molecule: messenger RNA, 2630 nt
Organism: Elgaria multicarinata webbii
Lineage: Eukaryota; Metazoa; Chordata; Lepidosauria; Squamata; Anguidae
Gene: PATL2
Product: PAT1 homolog 2
Exons: 19
Coding region: 11-2254 (747 amino acids)
Biological process (GO): deadenylation-dependent decapping of nuclear-transcribed mRNA; P-body assembly
Cellular component (GO): P-body
Molecular function (GO): RNA binding
Source: RefSeq, a predicted model, not a curated record